Frankliniella occidentalis (western flower thrips) is the source of this 2599-nucleotide messenger RNA. RefSeq names its product facilitated trehalose transporter Tret1-2 homolog. Lineage: Eukaryota; Metazoa; Arthropoda; Insecta; Thysanoptera; Thripidae. Gene Ontology annotation, molecular function: transmembrane transporter activity. The transcript has 7 exons. Bases 988 to 2514 code for a protein of 508 amino acids. Gene Ontology annotation, biological process: transmembrane transport. The record is from RefSeq and is a predicted model, not a curated record. Gene Ontology annotation, cellular component: membrane.
GCCCCACCGGCCCGGCGCGGCGCCCCGACGACAAAGAUAGCACAGACGCCUAGCGGCGCCGUCGCCGCCCCGCCGACCACCCGACCACGCGGUGUGCGAGAGACAGCCGGUGGCGCGUUGCUUCCCGCUAACGUCGGCUGGGCGUUCCCCGCCGCCGCCCCGUCCGAACUUUGUCCGACGCGACCGAGUGCGUCUCCCCGGCCCCGCACCGGGACGCACCACCGGGCCGCACCUCCGCGCACGACGGGUGCGGCCGGCUCGGGCUGACCCCGGCCCUCCCGGCCCCGCCCGGCCCGCCCAGGAUAAGUUAUGCACGUCCGACCGAGCACCACCGGCACCGCCGAGGCGGGCCGCGCGGGCCGCGCGCGUGGGGCGCAAAGUGCUCUGUUCGGCGCGGUCGGCCCGGUGCGGAGGGAGUGACUCGCCAGUCCGCGCGAGGAGCACGCAGAGCGCGGCGGAGCCCCGCUGAGUCCCGGCGUACGACACGCUCCGGACACGGUCGCGCGCGGCCGCCCCCGCCCUCGCGUCUGCCGCGUUAUUCGUUCAGAGCCGUGCGUGGCUGCUGCGUCGCCCCUCGCGGACCAUGUAGGCAGCUCGCGCCGCUCGUCCACCUGCCCGGUCCGGCUCAGCGUGCGCUGGUUUGUUUUCCAACGCUGAGAUGGGAGCGGCUGCGGAUGCUGGCAGGAGCUAACCAGCCGCCGAGUGUGCGCACCUCACGCCCAGGCCAGGCCGGCCACUGAACCGUCCCACUCCGGGUGACAGUCUGCCACGGAUGCGGGCCCCGAGCCUGCGGUUCGCCGCGCCCCUCCUGCUGCUGCUGUUACCGGGCGGACCUGAAGCUCUGAAGCUGGGCAGACCACCGCACCGGGUCCGGGUGCGCGCAGCCAUAGGCCUCGCCCUCAGCCCUGACCGGGGACCGCAACGACACUCCUUGAGACCCGCCAGUUCUCGGCGUGUUCUCGCCUCGUGCCCACACCGCCAGCCACCAUGCCACCCGAACAGGCUGGCGAAAAGUCGGCCCUCCCGCUCCUGGAGAGGGGCGAGGAGGCCACCGUCGUUCCCAAGGGCGAGUCCGGGAGGGGCCUCUCCAGGACGUCGACGGCCACGGGCGUAGCGGGCCUCGUGCCGAACGCGCCUCCUCUCCACUGGCACCUCUUGCUGGCCGGAGUCGCCGCUAACCUCUCGGCCGUGUGUGGUGGCUUCGUCUACUCGUGGUCAUCGCCCGCGCUGCCGCAGCUGCAGAACCCGGAGGGCCCAGCCGGCUUCGUGAUCACCGCCGACGAGGCCGCGUGGGUGGCCAGCCUCACCCCGUUGGGUGGCGCGUUCGGGCCUAUCCCCGGCGGUCUCUUCGCCGACAGGUUCGGGCGCCGGCCGACGCUCAUCUGCAGCGGGGUGCUCAUGCUCCUUGCCUGGAUCCUGGCGGCCGCGGCCAAUUCGGCGUACUGGCUGUACGCCUCGCGCUUCAUCGGUGGCUUCGUCACCGGGGUCGUCUCCUGCAUCCUGCCCUUGUACCUGGGGGAGAUCGCCGUGGACCGCGUCCGCUCCGCGCUGGGCACGGCGAUGCAGCUGUCUCUGACGCUGGGCUUCAUGGUGCCGUACGCGGUGGGGCCGUACGUGUCGACGACGUGCCUCGCCAUCGUGCUGGCCUCGUGCUGCGCGCUGUACUGCGUGGCCUCGUUCGUGCUGCCCGAGUCACCGUACCUGCUGUGCCUGCACGGGGACUCGGAGGCCGCCUCCGCAGCCCUGCAGUGGCUGCGCGGCCAGCGCCGCGACCAGUGCUAUAAGGAGCUGCGUCGCAUGGAGGAGGAGACCCAGGGCCGGUCCCAGCGCAGCUCCGUGCUGCAGACGUUCCCCCGCAUAUUCGCGACCCGAGGCGGCCGGCGCGCCUUCGGCCUGGUCUGCGCGCUCAUGCUGUUCCAACAGCUGUCCGGCAUCAACGCCGUCCUCUUCUACGCGCAAGACAUCUUCAAGCGCGCAUUCGGUGGCUCCCCCUGGCUGUCGCCCGAGCUCUGCGCCAUCGUCAUCGGCCUGGUGCAGGUCGUUGCCUCGGUCAGUAGUGUCGCCCUGACCGCGUGCGUCAGCAUGAAGACGCUCUUUGUCGUGUCCUCGUUGGGUGCCGCCGCGGCCCACGCGGCCCUCGGGUACUUCUUCUACCUGGUGGCGACGGGGCAUGACACCUCCUCCAUGGCGGCGCUGCCGCUCGGUAGCCUGUGCUUCUUCAUCGUGGUGUACUGCCUCGGCCUGGGCUCCGUGCCGUGGGCACUCCUCGGCGAGGUGUUCGGCACCGAGGUGAAGGCCGUGUCCUCGGCGUCGUGUGCGACAUUUUACUGGAUGAUCGGUUUUCUGGUCACGCUGUUCUUUGAACGGAUCAUGGAUUUCGUUGGUCCGGACUUCACGUUCUGGGGGCUGGGUGCCUGUUGUGUACUUUCCGCCGCCUUCGCCUUCACCCUACUUCCAAACACUAAGGGCAAGUCCCUCCAAGAGAUCCAAGACAUACUCAACGGGAGGAAGUAGGACUUUAGUCCCCUGUUUUGUACCUGUACUUUUAUUAUUGUGUUCCCGACAGUUUAAGAUUUAUUAAUAAAAUACGUCAAUGUAA